This is a messenger RNA of Dendrobium catenatum, 2199 nucleotides long. Its product is annotated as pentatricopeptide repeat-containing protein DOT4, chloroplastic-like. The transcript has a single exon. Bases 128 to 2176 code for a protein of 682 amino acids. Gene Ontology annotation, biological process: RNA modification. Gene Ontology annotation, molecular function: protein binding; RNA binding; zinc ion binding. The record is from RefSeq and is a predicted model, not a curated record. NCBI's taxonomy places the organism in Eukaryota, Viridiplantae, Streptophyta, Magnoliopsida, Asparagales, Orchidaceae.
CGAAGAAAGUUGAAAAUAGGAGAAAUUUAAAAACAACGGCCCAUGCAUCAAUUCCUGAAAUGGGCCGUCGGCACCAGACCGUCCAUUUAUUCAUAACAGGGAAAAUCCCACUGAGCUCUUCUUCUCCAUGGAGAAACCAACGAAGCUACAGGCAAACAGAAGGAAUCAAUUGACUCAAAGAGAGCUCGCAGCAGCAAUGGAGGUCCAUAGCUCUUUCAUCCAAUCACGUCAGGUCACCCCCGAAAAUCCCAACAGCAAAUUACCAAUCUUUCGUUCUCAUCAUACCCAGGAUUUCAAGCCACCGACCGCCCACCAACCGUUCGAUAGAAUUCCCCUGACAACGAGCACCUUCGCUUGGAAUGCCUUACUGCAGUCCCAUAUCAAUGCCGGCCAUCCCCGCCUCGCCGUGCUCGCCUACCGAGAUAUGCUUCUUGCUGGCGUUCUCCCCGACCGCCACUCCCUCCCUCGUGCCCUCGACGCCUCUCGCCUCUCCUCCGUUUUUUUUACUGGCAAACAGCUCCAUUCUCACGUCCUAAAGCUCCGCCUUUUGGGCGACUCCUACGUCCUCUCCGCCCUAAUGGAGCUGUACUCCCAGUUCAGCGGCGUGGACUCCGCCUCGUCCCUUCUCUUCCAUUCCAAUCCGCAAAACCCCAUCGCCUAUACCCUUCUUGCCAGAUUAUACCUAAUGGAAAACAAUCCUGAUUCAGCUCUCCAUGUUUUCUACCAACUGGCCGCUUCUGGCGUAAAGCUCGACCCCAUUGCUGUAGCCACCGCCGCGAAAGCCUGCCGAGAGAUGAAGUCAACCCGAGACGGGAAGAAGAUUCAUGAUUUGGCAAAAGAGAGUAAAUUGGAUUGCGAUGUCUUGGUGGCGAACUCGCUUCUGAAGAUGUACGUUGAGUGCGGAAGAACGGAAGAAAUACUGGCUCUGUUCGACUCAAUGCCGCACAAAGACGCGGUUUCGUGGACAACAAUCAUCAACAACAAUGUGCAGAACGGUGGUUUCAAUGAAGGAUUGAAGCUUUUUCGGGCAAUGGUGGUUGACGGAAUAAAGCCCGACGAGUUCUCGGUGUCCGCCGUGCUCCCCGCUUGUGCUAGGAUGGCGGCUCGGAAGCACGGGAUGGAGAUUCAUGGCUUCAUUAUCAGGCAACACAUUGAUAUGAACUCUGCUGUCCAGAAUGCCCUCAUAGACAUGUACGCAAAAUCCGGGAGCAUUGAGAAUGCUUCAAAGGUGUUUGAUAGAAUGACUGAGAGGGAUGCAAUCUCAUGGACUGUGAUGAUACUAGGCUACAGUUUGCAUGGCCAUGGAGAUCUUGGAGUUGCUUUGUUCCUUGAGAUUGAGAAUAAUACAGGAACUGAACCUGAUGGAGCUGCCUAUUCAGCAGCUCUCCAUGCCUGCGGCACUAACUGCAUUGUAGAUCAAGGGGAGAAAAUUUUCAAACUCAUCUGGUUAAAACAUUCAGAGCCUGACCAUUGCAUUCUGAUUCUAAUGGCUAGGAUUCUGGCCAGAACCGGGAGAUUCGUAAAAGUUCGAGCAUUCUUGAAGGAGCACUACAUCGAGCAGGAUCUUGAUGCAUUGCGAGCGGUUCUUGAUGGCUGCAGGAUUCAUUCCAACAGGAGGAUUGGGAGGCAAGUGGCAGAGCAGUUGAUAGAGCUGAAUCCUCUGAAUGCAGAGAAUUAUGUGCUGCUAUCAAAUAUACAUGCAGCAAAUGGGAAUUGCAUAAAGGUGAAGGAGGUGAGGGAGAUGAUGGUGGACAUGGGGUUGAAGCCGAAGAAAGCUUGCAGCUGGAUCGAAUUCAGAGGCAAGAUUCAUUCUUUCGGCACCGGAGAUGUCUCGCAUCCAAGAUCAGAAAGGAUCUACUGGGAGCUGAAGAGAUUGAUGGAAAUAAUGGAAGCGGAAGGCUAUGUGUCUGUGGAGGAUUUUAGCCUGCAUGAUGUGGAGGAAGAGAGGGAAUGUAUUCCUUUGGGGCACAGUGAGAUGCUUGCUAUGGCUUUUGGGUUGAUCAGCACUCAAUUGAGCACUGUUAUAAGGGUAACUAAGAACAUGAGAGUUUGCAGGAAUUGCCAUGAAUCAGCUAAGAUGAUCAGUAGAAUUUCUGAAAGGGAGAUCAUGUUGAGGGAUCCUGAUAGAUUCCAUCGUUUUGUUGAUGGUUCUUGUUCUUGCCAAGACAUUUGGUGAUUGGUUGUUUGUCUUUGCAUUGU